This is a messenger RNA of Porites lobata, 735 nucleotides long. The record is from the annotation of a GenBank genome assembly. NCBI's taxonomy places the organism in Eukaryota, Metazoa, Cnidaria, Anthozoa, Scleractinia, Poritidae.
AUGCACCUCCGCCUUGGUCAGCUUAUCAAGGAGAAUUUAAUUCAAAGGGUCAGGGAUGCCAAGUGGUUUAGCAUCUUAGUUGACGAGGUGACGGAUUGUGCUACCUUAGAGUGCCUGUUGAUCUAUAUUGGUUAUGUUGAUGAGGAAGGGAAGACACAUUUUAAUUUUCUUGAGGUAAAAGAUGUUCUUGAGACAUCAGAAUCAGCAGAUUCGGAGACUCUCACAAGGAUCAUCACUGAGGAGCUGAAAGCAUGUGGUCUAAACCUUGCUUUAGUUUGUGGUUUUGGCUCAGAUGGUGCUAGUGUCAUGACUGGCAAAAAUAAUGGUGUUGGUGCCAGACUUCAGAAAGUGUGUAGCAUCAUGGUACGCAGUCACUGCAUUAACCACAGGCUUGCCUUGGCAUGCAGUGAUGCUAAUGACACCGUGAAGUACAUCCAGACCAUCGAACUUACUCUUUGUCAGUUGUGGAAGUGGCUGGAGUACCAAAAACGCUGUUCAGCAUUUGUAAAGGUCUGUGUGUCACUUCAGAAAAUAAAGCUGGUUGCUGCUAAUGAUGACCACACAAAACAGAAAAAGCUGUCCAAGUCUCUGGCAGUGAAGAUACAGAAAGGUUGCAGGACAAGGUGGCUUUCAACUGGUCAAAGUGUUUCAAGCAUCUGCCGAAACCUUCUUGCCCUGAUGCAGACAUUGAGGCAGUUUAAGGAAGCUGAUGCUACAGCUCAAGGUCUUGUCUAG